UGAGUUAAGGUGGACUGGGAGAGAUAGGGGCAGGAGAAACGGGGGGAGAGAGGGACCGCGGCAGGUGAAGGGAGACAGAGAGAAGGAAAGAAGGAGGGAAAGGAGGAGGGUGGAAAAGGCUAGGAGAGCUAAGUAAGAGUUUGGAGGAAGGGGGCAAAAAAGGAGGGAGGGACCCAUCUGCGCUCUGCAGGGACUGGCUGGACGAAGGGGUUGAAGUUUAUGUCCUUAUUGGGCGGAGGGAGGGGGACCUGGGGGGGCGGGUGAAAAACCAGGAAGUGACAGAGGGUGUUGCUAAGUGUUGGGGGGGGAGUUUGGGGGGUGGCAGGGGCGGGGGGAGGGAGGGGAGGGAUGGGGGGAAAGCAAGCAGGAGGACAGGUGAGACAGCAGGACAGGACCGGAGCAGGGCCCCAAGCCCCCGGGCCUGGUGGGGGACGCGCUUCUUCCCACACCCUGAGCCUCAGCAGCUCCAGCCAGCGGACCCGACGGCUGAGAGGAGCCCCAGAACCAGGACUGGGGGAUUUGGAGCUGGGCAGAGACUUAACCCCCACAGCACCGGGAAGCAGCCAACUCCCCUCGCCUCCUUCCCCCUUCGUGGCUUGCGGUCUCUCUUCCCCGCCUCGGCCCCCAGGAAGUGAGAAGAUGGGGAGCCCCGAGGAUGACCUGAUUGGGAUUCCAUUCCCGGACCACAGCAGUGAGCUCCUGAGCUGCCUCAAUGAGCAGCGCCAGCUGGGCCACCUAUGUGACCUCACCAUCCGGACGCAGGGCCUUGAAUACCGCACCCACAGGGCUGUGCUAGCUGCCUGUAGCCACUACUUCAAGAAGCUAUUCACUGAGGGCGGUGGCGGAGCUGUCAUGGGGGCCGGGGGCAGCGGGACAGCCACUGGGGGAGCAGGAGCAGGCGUGUGUGAGCUGGACUUUGUAGGGCCAGAGGCACUAGGCGCCCUCCUUGAAUUUGCCUAUACAGCCACACUGACCACCAGCAGCGCCAACAUGCCAGCUGUGCUCCAGGCUGCCCGCCUGCUGGAGAUCCCGUGUGUCAUCGCUGCUUGCAUGGAGAUUCUGCAGGGCAGUGGGCUAGAAGCUCCCAGCCCAGACGAGGAUGACUGUGAGCGAGCCCGCCAGUAUCUGCAGGCCUUUGCCACAGCCACAGCCUCUGGAGUUCCCAAUGGUGAAGACAGUCCUCCACAGGUGCCCCUCCCACCACCUCCACCACCGCCACCUCGGCCUGUUGCCCGCCGCAGCCGCAAGCCCCGGAAAGCUUUCCUGCAAACCAAGGGGGCCAGAGCAAACCACCUAGUCCCUGAGGUGCCCGCAGUACCUGCCCAUCCCUUGACCUAUGAGGAGGAGGAGGUGGUGGGUAGAGUGGGCAGCAGUGGGGGCAGUGGGCUGGGGGACAGCUACAGCCCUCCCACAGGAACCGCCUCCCCUCCUGAGGGGCCCCAGAGCUACGAACCCUAUGAGGGUGAGGAAGAAGAAGAGGAGCUGGUAUAUCCCCCAGCCUAUGGGCUGGCGCAGGGUGGCGGGCCCCCGCUGUCCCCAGAGGAGCUGGGCUCAGAUGAGGAUGCCAUCGAUCCUGACCUGAUGGCCUACCUAAGCUCCCUGCACCAGGACAACCUGGCACCAGGCCUGGAUGGCCAAGACAAGCUGGUGCGCAAACGCCGCUCCCAGAUGCCUCAGGAGUGUCCUGUCUGCCACAAGAUCAUCCAUGGGGCGGGCAAACUGCCUCGCCACAUGAGGACCCACACAGGCGAGAAGCCCUUUGCCUGCGAGGUCUGCGGUGUUCGAUUCACCCGGAACGACAAGCUGAAGAUCCACAUGCGGAAGCACACGGGAGAGCGCCCCUACUCGUGCCCGCACUGCCCAGCCCGCUUCCUGCACAGCUACGACCUCAAGAACCACAUGCACCUGCAUACGGGGGACCGGCCCUAUGAGUGCCACCUGUGCCACAAGGCUUUCGCCAAGGAGGACCACCUGCAGCGCCACCUCAAAGGCCAGAACUGCCUGGAGGUGCGCACCCGACGGCGCCGCAAGGACGAUGCACCACCCCACUACCCGCCACCCUCUACGGCUGCUGCAUCCCCCGCUGGCCUCGACCUCUCCAAUGGCCACCUGGACACCUUCCGCCUCUCUCUAGCUCGAUUCUGGGAGCAGUCAGCCCCCACCGGGCCCCCGGUCUCUACCCCGGGGCCCCCUGAUGACGAUGAGGAGGAAGGGGCACCCACCACACCCCAGGCUGAAGGUGCUAUGGAGUCCUCUUAAAGAGGGACGAGGGCCAGGCGGAAGCAGCACAAGGCCGGGGACACCCAUGCCAAGCAGUGGGAGCACGCAGGACAGACACAGCAGGGGUCUGGGGCACGGAGCCUUGCUGGUGUCAGCAUCAGCCCUUCCUCCCAGAGCCCUCAUUCCAAUUCCGAGCUAAGAAGGUAUUGGGGCAGAGGCUCCCCAAAUUGGGGUGAUCCCCCAAGGAGUGAUACAUAUAUUGUGUAUAUAUUUACAGCUCUAUUGUAAAAGUGGGGUCCCUGUCCCCAGCUGCUCCUGGGGAGUAGAAGCAAUAAUGUAUUUCUGAUUUGUGGGUCCCACUUCGGCUAUGCGGGUUUCUAGGGGGUGGGGGCUUGGGACCAAAGCCUUGCCCCGCCCCUCUGCCCCUUGGGGGUUUUGGCUGUGUAAGGGGGUGAAGGACUGCCCCUCCCUUCCGAGACCCCUCCUUCCUGGUUUCUGUUCCUUUUUCCUGGCAGUGAAUUAUGCAAAGGGGGCCGGCAAAGGAAGGGUAGGUGGGGGAAAGCCAGGUGGAAGCUUGAAAGACUGGGGGACUGGGCCUGUAAGGAAGGAGCCAUCCCAGUCCCCCUCCGCCCUGCUCCCGGCGCUGAGUCAUGGGGUCGCGGAGAAGAAGGGGGCAGGGUGGCCUGAUUGGCUCGCCCGCCCCUGGGGGCAGUGGAGAGGGGCCCCGCCCAGCUAGGGGAGCCGCUCCGUUCCACUCCCCUCCCUGUCCCUCCCUCCCCGCGGCCCUGGGCAGGGAAUGUCUUGUUCCCGCCGCUCCCUCCCCGGGGCCAGAGGGCAGGGCGGGCCGGGCGGCGUCCUACCCUCUUCUCCUCCCCAUCUCCUCCCCGCCCAGGUGCGAGCCGGAGCCGCCGCCACCGCUGCCGCCCCUGACUCACGCCGCCCCCGGGCUGGCGCAGCGAAGGGUGUGGGACAGGGUGAGGGGUUGGAAGAGCCUUGUGGAGAGCGGGCGAGCCGGCGCCAUCUGGCGGCCAUGCCCUGAGCGGGCGAGCGCCCCCCGCGGCUACUGGAGCGAGCUGUCUUCUCCUCAGCCACCCCAGCUGGUGAGCGGCGCCCCCUUGCCAAGGCAGUGGGCACAGAACUUCUCGCUUGGCCGCAGGGAAAGGGGCUGCGGACCUGUGGGAAAGUGAUCCCCUUCCCAGAUCCUUGCCAGCUGGGCUUCCUGUCAGGCAGGGGAGAAUAAUCCCCUCACUCUUCUCUUAGGAUUGAAUCCACCCCCAUUCUGUACAUAGCCUCUUCUGUUGGUCUUGUUGAAAUCUAGUUUCAGAUUUUUAACUACCCAAUUCUGCUGGGGGUGGGGGACACCCCCCCCUUCCUCGCUGGGUGCUGGACCCCUUUUGCAGCCUGGGCUCUGCCUUGCACUAUUUCCCCUUCCUGGCCUGACGGCUCCUCCCCCUCCUUAAAAGGGGCAGGUUCAGGGGCCCGGUGCUCUUCCUCCCUUCCAUGCACCCCCAUGCCCAUUUGCACAGCUGCCCAGGUACCCCUAACAGUGGGGAGGGGUCACAGGGAGGGGGUAGCGGGACCAGUCCCUGUAUCUAUUUAAAAAGUGAUGAUGUAAUAUAUUGGGGUGGCAGGGAGGUCGGGUUGUCCUGGGCCUCAUCUUAGCAUUUCAGGUGAUGGGGGGAGCCCAGGGCUGGGGAGACCUGGGGCCCAGCCCCAGAGAGUGGGGACAAUGUGGCCUCCUUUCUCCCUACUUUCGGCUUUCCCAGUCAGUGCCUUAGGGGGGAGAGGCACUCCCCCCCUCCUAUUCCCUUCCCCCCAUCCCAACCCCCCGACCAAGGGUGUAAGCGACAGGAAGAAAUAAUAAUAAUUUAAGAUUCACA
This is a messenger RNA of Macaca mulatta (Rhesus monkey), 4100 nucleotides long. RefSeq names its product zinc finger and BTB domain containing 7B (gene ZBTB7B). Gene Ontology annotation, molecular function: DNA-binding transcription factor activity, RNA polymerase II-specific; RNA polymerase II cis-regulatory region sequence-specific DNA binding; protein binding. The record is from RefSeq and is a predicted model, not a curated record. Gene Ontology annotation, biological process: regulation of transcription by RNA polymerase II; positive regulation of gene expression. NCBI's taxonomy places the organism in Eukaryota, Metazoa, Chordata, Mammalia, Primates, Cercopithecidae.